Messenger RNA from Homo sapiens (human), 8621 nucleotides. RefSeq names its product endomucin (gene EMCN). Bases 109 to 894 code for a protein of 261 amino acids. NCBI's taxonomy places the organism in Eukaryota, Metazoa, Chordata, Mammalia, Primates, Hominidae. The record is from RefSeq and is a predicted model, not a curated record. The transcript is spliced from 12 exons. Gene Ontology annotation, cellular component: plasma membrane; extracellular region; membrane.
ACAUUCACUACACCUUUUCCAUUUGCUAAUAAGGCCCUGCCAGGCUGGGAGGGAAUUGUCCCUGCCUGCUUCUGGAGAAAGAAGAUAUUGACACCAUCUACGGGCACCAUGGAACUGCUUCAAGUGACCAUUCUUUUUCUUCUGCCCAGUAUUUGCAGCAGUAACAGCACAGGUGUUUUAGAGGCAGCUAAUAAUUCACUUGUUGUUACUACAACAAAACCAUCUAUAACAACACCAAACACAGAAUCAUUACAGAAAAAUGUUGUCACACCAACAACUGGAACAACUCCUAAAGGAACAAUCACCAAUGAAUUACUUAAAAUGUCUCUGAUGUCAACAGCUACUUUUUUAACAAGUAAAGAUGAAGGAUUGAAAGCCACAACCACUGAUGUCAGGAAGAAUGACUCCAUCAUUUCAAACGUAACAGUAACAAGUGUUACACUUCCAAAUGCUGUUUCAACAUUACAAAGUUCCAAACCCAAGACUGAAACUCAGAGUUCAAUUAAAACAACAGAAAUACCAGGUAGUGUUCUACAACCAGAUGCAUCACCUUCUAAAACUGGUACAUUAACCUCAAUACCAGUUACAAUUCCAGAAAACACCUCACAGUCUCAAGUAAUAGGCACUGAGGGUGGAAAAAAUGCAAGCACUUCAGCAACCAGCCGGUCUUAUUCCAGUAUUAUUUUGCCGGUGGUUAUUGCUUUGAUUGUAAUAACACUUUCAGUAUUUGUUCUGGUGGGUUUGUACCGAAUGUGCUGGAAGGCAGAUCCGGGCACACCAGAAAAUGGAAAUGAUCAACCUCAGUCUGAUAAAGAGAGCGUGAAGCUUCUUACCGUUAAGACAAUUUCUCAUGAGUCUGGUGAGCACUCUGCACAAGGAAAAACCAAGAACUGACAGCUUGAGGAAUUCUCUCCACACCUAGGCAAUAAUUACACACUCAGAAAUUUCUUGUAGAAUAAAUGGUACCUGCUGUGCUUGUCUGACCAGUAGCAGAAGACAGAGACAGAGGAGUGCCAUCCAAACAUAUGUGUCAGUAUCAGAAUUUUAUCCCUCUCUAGCCAGUAAUUAGGGAUGGAUUAGGAAUCUUGGAAUUUGUGCACCUCCAGCAUGCUGCAGUGCCCUAUGGAAAAGAGGCAAGACUGCCUUCCCCUGCCCUCCUGCUCUUCACCAGUCAUGAGCCCCUAGCUUGGGCCUGCAAUGCAACCACCUUUCCCCAGCUGAUUAUUCUAAUUGGCAGUGGCUCUGAGUGGCAUGCCAAGGUCCCUGCCCCUGCUGCCACCAAGCUGGGGAGAGAGAAAAAAUCCUAAGCUUGUCUCAGGCCUGCAGUGCACAGUCUGGGAGUGCUAAGCUGAGAUCUAUGACCAGCACUUGAGUGGGAGAGGAUCACACACUCUCAGAGCACUGAGGGGAAGCAUGGCUACAAAUGUGAGGAAACACAGAGGGGCUGCAUGGCUGGGUAAGAGCCUAUCUACCAGUCAUUAUGUUUAAGCACUAUCUAUUAAAUUGCAAACCAAACUUCAACACCAAAAAUACUUUGGUAAUAUACUCCUCUGUAAAACCAAGGACAAGAACUCAACUGCAAAUAAAGACCCUGCACAAAGCCUCAGCCCUCUGAACACAUACAGAAAUGAAACCGACUGACUAUACUCAAAUUACACUGCAAUUAAAGAAACAUCAGUCCACAUAGGUGAGAAAGAACCAGCUCAAGAACUCCUGAAACUCUAAAAGCCAGAUUGCCUCCUUACCUCCAAAUGACUGAACUAGCUGCUCUGCAGUGAUUCUUAACCAGAAUAAAAUGGAUGAAAUUACAGAAAUAGAAUUCAGAAUCUGGAUGGCAAUGAAGAUCACUGAAAAUCAGAAGAUUGAAACCCAUUCCGAGGAAUCUGAGGAAUUCAACAAAACCAUACAAGGAAUGAAAUAUGAAAUAGCCAUUUUAAGAAAGAACAAAACUGAUCUGACAGAGCUGAAAAACUCACCACAAGAAUUUCAUAACACAUUGGAAGUAUUAACAGCAGAGUAGACCAAGUCAAGUAAAGAAUCUCAGAACUCAAAGACUAGUUCUUCACAUUAACAGUCAGAUAAAAAUAAAGAAAAUAGAAUUUUCAAAAAUGAACAAAUCUCCAAGAAACAUGAGAUUAUGUAAAAAGACAAAACUUAUGACCCAUUGGCAUCCCUGAAAGACAGGGAAAGAAAGCAAGCAAUUUGGAAAACAUGUUUGAGGAUAUUGUCCAUGAAAAUGUCCCCAACUUAGCUAGAGAGGUUGAUAUUCAAAUUCAGGAAAUUCAGAGAACCCCAGCAAGAUACUAUAUAAUACAACCAUCCCCAAGACACAUAGUCAUCAGAUCCUCCAAGGUCAAUGUGAAAAGAAAACUAUUAAAGGUAGCUAGGGAGAAUGAGCAGGUCAACCUACAAAGGGAACCACAGCAGUGGAUAACACUGGACCUUUCAGCCAAAACUCUACAAGCCAGAAGAGACUGGGGGCCUAUAUUCAGCAUCCUUAAAGAAAAGAAAUUCCAACAAAGAAUUUCAUAUCCAGCCAAACUAGACCUCAUAAGCAAAGGAGAAAUAAAAUCCUUUUCAGACAAGCAAAUACUAAGGGAAUUCAUUACCACCAGACCUGCUUUUCAAGAGGUUCAUAGGGAGUGCUGAAUAUGGAAAUGAAAGACCAUUACUGGCUACUACAAAAACACACUAAAGUUCAUACACCAUUGAUGCUAUAAAGCAAAAACACAAUCAUGUCUACGUAACGCCAGGUAACAACAGAAUGACAGGAUCAAAUCCACACAUAUUAAUAUUAACCUUGAAUGGUAGUGGGCUAAACACUCCACUUAAAAGGCAUAAAGUGGCAAAUUGAUUAAAGAAGAAAGACCCAAGUGUAUGCUGUCUUUAAGAGACCAAUCUCACAUUCAAGGACACCUAUAGGCUCAGAGUAAAGGGAUGGAGAAAGAUUUAUCAAGCAAAUAGAAAACAAACAAAAAAGAGCAGGGGUUGCUAUUCUUAUUUCAGACAAAACAGACUUUAAACCAAAAAUGAUCAAAAAGGACAAAGAAAGGAAGUGAUAAAGGGUUCAACUCAACAAGAAGACUUAACUAUCCUAAAUAUAUGCACCCAAUACUACAGCACCUGGAUUUAUAAAACAAAUUCUUUUAGUCUUACAAAGAGACAUAGGUAACCACACAAUAAUAGUAGAUUUCAACACCCCACUGAUGAUAUUGGAGAGAUCAUCAAGACAGAUUACUAACAAAGACAUCUGGGACCUACAUUUGACAAUUGACAAAAUAGAACUAACAUGCAUCUACAGAAAAGUCCACUCAACAAAAGCAGAAUAUAAAUCCUUCUCAUCCAUGCAUGACACAUACUCUAAAAUUGACUACAUGCUCAGCCAGAAAUUCUCAAUAAUUUCAAAAAAGCCAAAAUCAUACCAGCCACAUUCUCCGACCACAGCACAAUAAGAGUAGAAAUCAAUACCAAGAAGAUUUUUAAAAACCCUACAACUAAGUGGAUAUUAAAUAAUCUGCUCCUGAAUGACUUUUGUGUAAACAAUGAAAUUAAAGCAGAAAUUAUGAAAUUCUUUAAAACUAAUGAAAGCAAAUAUACAACAUACCAGAAUCUCUGAGAUACAGCUUCAACAGUGUUAAGACAAAAGUUAAUAGCACUAAAUGCCCACAUCAAAAAAUCAGAAAGAUCUCAAAUUGACAAUCUAACAUCACACCUAGAGGAACUAAACAAAUAAGAACAAACUAAUCCCACAGCUAGCAAAAGAAAAAUAACCAAAAUCAGAGAUGAAUUGAGUGACAUGGAGAUGAUAAGAACUAUGCAAAAGAUCAACAAAACCAAAAGUUUGCCUUUUGGAAGAAUAAAUAAGACUGAUAGACUGUUAGCUAGACUAAAAAUGAAAAAAGAGAAGAUCCAAAUAAACACUAUCAGAAAUGAUAGUGGAUAUUACCACUGACUCCACAGAAAUACAAAAACAAACAAACAAACAAAAAAUCCAGAGACUAUUACAAACAUCUUUAUGUACCCAAACCAGAAAACCUAAAAGAAAUAGAUAAAUUCCUGGAAAAAUACAACGUCCCAAGAUUGAACCAGGAAUAAAUUGAAACCCUGAACAGACCAAUAAUGCAUUCCAAAAUUGAAUCAGUAAUAAAAAAACCCUACCAACCAGAAAAAGCCCUGGACCAGACAGAUUCACAGCUGAAUUCUACCAGGUGUACAAAGAAGAGCUGGUACCAAUCCUACUGAAUCAAUUCCAAAAAAACGAGAAGAAACUCCUCCCUAACUCUUUCUAUGUGGCUAACAUCACACUGAUAUCAUGAAACCUGCAGAAACACAAUGAACAAAGAAAACUUCAGGCCAAUAUCUCUGAUGAACCUAGAUGCAAAAGUUCUCAACAAAAUACUAGUAAAGUAAACUGAACCCAGAAGAAUGUCAUAAAGCUAAUCCACCAUGAUCAAGAAAGCUUCAUCCCUGAGAUGCAAGGUUGAUUCAACAUACAUAAAUCAAUAAGUGCAAUUCAUUACAUAAACAGAACUCAAAACAAAAAUUGCAUGAUCAUCUUAAUAAGUGCAGUCAGAAAAGGCUUGUGAAAGAAUUUAACAUCUUUUCAUGUUAAAAUCCCUCAACAAUCCAGGCAUUGAAGAAAUAUACCUCAAAAUAAUAAGAUCCAUCUAUGACAAACCCACAACCAACAUCAGACUGAAUGGGAAAAAGCAUCUGGAAUUGUUCCUGGGAAAACUGUAACAAAACAUGGAUGCCCAGUCUCACCACUCAUAUUCACAUGGUAUUGGGAGUCAUAGCCAGAGCAGUCAGGCAAGAGAAGAAAUAAAAGGCAUUCAAAUAUGAAGAGAAGAAGUUAAACGAUCUGUCUUCAUAGAUUAUAUGUUUCUAUACCUAGAAAACCCCAUAGUCUCUUCCCAAAGGCUCCUAGCUCUGAUAAACAACUUCAGCAAAGUUUUGGGAUACAAAAUCAAUGUACAAAAUUCAGUAGCAUUUCUAUACACCAACAACAUCCAAGCUGAGAGACAAAUCAAGAAUGCAAUCUGAUUCACAGGAGCCACAAAAAGAAUAAAAUACCUAGGAAUAUAGUUAACCUGGAAGACAAAAGAGCUCUAUAAUGAGAAGUACAAAACACUGUCAAAAGAAAUCAGAAAUGACAUGAACCAAUGGAAAAACAUUGCAUGUUCAUGGAUUGGAAGAAUCAAUAUUGUUAAAAAAGGCCAUACUCUUCAAAGCAAUCUACAGAAUCAAUGUUAUUCUCUAUCAAACUACCAGUGACAUUUUUCACAGAAUUAGAAAAAAGCUAUUCUGAAAUUCAUCUGGAUCCAAAAGAGAGCCCAAAUAGCUAAAGCAAUGCUAAGCAAAAAGAACAAAGCUGGAGGCAUUACCUUACCCAACUUCAAAUGAUACUACAAGGCUACAGUAACUAGUACAGUAUGAUACUGAUACAAAAACAGACACACAGAUAAAUGAAACAAGUUAGAGAGCCCUGAAAUAAUGCCACACACCUACAACUUCAAAUGAUACUACAAGGCUACAGUAACUAGUACAGUAUGACAAAUGAUACUACAACUCUACAGUAACUAGUACAGUAUGAUACUGGUACAAAAACAGACAAAUAGAUCAAUGAAACAAGUUAGAGAACUCUGAAAUAAUGCCACACACGUAUAACCAUCUCAUCUUUAACAAAGCUGACAAUAACAAGCAGUGGGGAAAGGACUUUCUAUUCAAGGAAUAGUGCUGGGAUAAAUGGCUAGCCAUAGGCAGAAGAUUAAAACUGGAUCCUUACCUUUUAUCAUAUACAAAAAUCAACUAAGAUGGAUUGAAGACUUGAAUGUAAAACAAAAACUAUAAAAUCCCUAGAAGAAUACCUAGGAAAUACCAUUCUGUGCAUCAGUCUUCAUGAUGAAGACUCCAAAAGCAAUUGCAACAAAAACAAAAACUAACAAGACCUAGCUAAACUAAAGAGCUUCUGCACAGCCUAAGAAACUAUCAACAGAGUAAACAGACGACUUACAAAAUGGGAGAAAAUGUUCACGAACUAUGCAUCCGAUAAAGGUAUAAUAUCCAGAAUCUAUAAGGAACUUAAACAAAUGAAAGAGUAAAAAACAACCCCAUUAAAAAAUGGGCAAAGGACAUGAAUGCACACUUCUCAAAAGAAGACAUACACAGGGCCAACAAGCAUAUGCAAAAGUGCCUAAUAUCACUAAUCAUUUGGGAAAUGCAAAUCAAAACCAUAAUGAGAUGCUGUCUCAUAUCAGUCAGAAUGGUGACCAUUAAAAAGUCAAGAAGUCACAGAUGCUGGCCAGGUUGUAGAGAAAAGGGAAUGCUUAUACACUGCAGGUGAGAAUGUAAAUGAGUUCAAUCACUGUGGAAACAGCCUGGAGAUUUCUCAAAGAACUUAAAAUAGAACUACCAUUCAACCCAGCAGUCCCAUUACUAGAUACAGACCAAAGAAAUACAAAUUGUUUUACUACCAAAUCACAUGACAUGUAUGUUCAUCACAGCACUAUUUACAAUAAGAGAGACAUGGAAUGAACCUAGAUGCCCACCAACCUAGAUGCCCACCAACCUAGAUGCCCAUCAGUGGUGGACUAGAUAAAGAAAAUGUGGUACGCAUACACUGUGGAAUACUAUGCAGCCAUAUAAGAGAGCCAGAUUGUUACUUUUGCAACAACAUGGAUGAAUCUGGAGUCCAUUAUUCUAAGUGAAGUUACCAAAGAGCAGAAAACCAAAUACUUUAUCUUCGCAUUUCUAAGGGGGUGCCAAGCACUAAAGGCACAAAGCGGGGAACAAGAGACACCAGAGAAUGAGUAUUGAGACACUACCUAUUUGGUAUUAUGCCAAUUACAUGGAUGAUAAAAUGGUCUGAACGCCAAACCCCUAUGACGUGCAAUGCCCAUGUAACCAACCUCCAGAUGUACCCCUUGAAACUAAAAUAAAAGUUUUAAAGGAAAAAAAAGGAACCUGGAAGUUGGUCCAUCCUAUGCAAUGGACACUUUCAGGUGCAAAGUUUGAGAAGAUGAGGAUGAGAGACGUUGUCCAGCCCUAGCUGAUAUAUGGAAACCUUCCUUUCUACUUGCUAUGGUUGCUUUGCAACCCAGUGGCUAGUAAAGGGCUGUUUUUUAAAUUACCAAAAUGCUCAAAUAUUAGUAACUAAUUGUCCAACUUGGAAAAAGCAAGUCUUCUGCAGUUGGAAAAAAAAGAAAAAAGAAAGAAAGAAAAGGUAUAUAGAAGGCAAGGAACAGUGUUGAUCUUCGAACCAGCUUAAUAAAAGUAAUUUUUGUUCAACUCCCAUUCCUUUCCAUUUCUGUACUUUAAAAAAUAUUCCUAGCCUCAGAUUCCAAGCCUUUUGAUUUGAAAAGCUAAAUAACUUUUAUUGCUCCUUUUUGUAAUUUUGGAAUUAUAUAAUGAUGUUCUGAAGAGUAAAGAUCAGAAAGUAAUGGGAAGAAACAAGUUUGACAUCUGUUCAAUUCUAUUGUCUGUCUCACUUUUUUCCUUAAGAUAUUUCUAUCACUGUACUUUGAAUUUAAUAACCAAAGAGUAACUACUAUCUAGGUUGUCAACUUGAAAUUAGAUAUCAACUUGGAGAUUCAGAAUAUAUAGAAAUGAAUUCAUCAAACCUAGAAGAUUUCAGGAAAGAAGUUAAAAAGUCUUGAACCCUCAUGAAACAGCAAACAGUAAUACAGAAAUCAUCACCUAUGUUAAAAAUUUCCAUAUCAAAACAAGAUUUUAGAUAUAUUUAAUGCUUGUUGCUUCAUAUAUUGAUCAUCUAUUUAGUGCACAGUAUUAUGUUUAAUGUGAUUCGGCAGGGCAGACAGGAAUUUUGAAACAUUUAUGAGCUAUAAACCUUGCCUUCUGCAAAGCUUUACUUCGUGGGAGCAUGAAAUCAUAUACAAGAGGGGUAGCAAAUACGUAGAAGCAGCUUAAAUGUUUAAUGAUAUGGAAAUUAUAAAAUAAAUUAUACUUUGCACAGUGACAUUAUAUAAUGAGUAAAAAUAAUUCUCGAAAUAAUUUUUAAUAACAUGAAAGCAUGUCUAAGAUAUAAAAUUAAAAGGGAAAAAUAACAACUUUAGAAUUGAACAGAUAGCCAUUUAACUGUUCUAUGACCAACUCUGCACUGUUGUCAAGGGGGAAUCUGCUGCUACCUGGUUGCUCCCUCACCAGUAGGUCUCAUCUUCCUUCUGUUCCAAGACACCUUUGAAGGCUGAAGAGUGAAGGGGGUUUCAGACCAGUGAAGAACUGUGGUGUUAGAAAGUCCGGUAGCUUGGAUCAAAGUCCGUUCCCACAGACCCUCAGCAAUGUGGAUUGUUAGCUAUUUCCAUUUUUCUCCAAGAUACAAUUCCCUGAUACUUCUGUAAUUUUCUUAAUGGUGCCCUGAUAAUCUGGGAGUAGCUUUGUGAACUUCCAGAAGAGCUUAACAUGUUUUUCAAUUAUUUUUCUUUCAUUUUAAAAUAAAAUAACACAAGCUAAAAGGAAAACAUCAUAAAUAAAGGAUAUUUACAAUUGCCUCUCUGUAUUCAUGGAGGUGGAAGAUUGAUUUCAAAAGGCCUGGAGAUACCAAAAUCUGUGGUUGCUCAAGUCCCUGAUGUAAAUAAAACUGCAUAGUAUUUGAAUAUAACCUA